GGUUGCUGGGCGGCGGCGCCGCUCCUGAGCGGCGGUCGGGCUCGCCGUCUCCACCUCCUCCCGUCCGUAAUCAGUGACGAGGUCCGCUACGUAAAUCCCAUCGCGGCGGGAUAAAGAAGAAAACAGAGAAGGAACAAAGCAUUGAUUACAGAUGUCUUAAUAAUGAGCAAAUGUGGCAGAAAAAAAUAUAUUAAGACAAAUCUAAGACAAAUGACCAUGGAAACAAUUGAAUCUCAGCAGGAUGGAAGUGUAACAGAUUCUGUGGCUGAGAGCGAAUCUGCUCAUAUGCAGACCCAGACUGGUCAAAAUUCAAUCCCUACUUUAGCUCAGGUUUCUGUAGCUGGAUCAGGCACCGGAAGAGGCUCCCCAGCUGUAACUCUAGUACAGUUACCUUCAGGCCAAACUGUACAUGUCCAGGGAGUAAUUCAGACACCACAGCCAUCGGUUAUUCAGUCACCACAAAUACAAACUGUUCAGGUAGCAACAAUUGCAGAGACAGAUGAGUCUGCAGAAUCAGAAGGUGUAAUUGAUUCUCAUAAACGUAGAGAAAUCCUUUCACGAAGACCCUCUUAUAGAAAAAUACUGAAUGAACUUUCCUCUGAUGUGCCUGGUGUUCCCAAGAUUGAAGAAGAAAAAUCAGAGGAAGAAGGAACGCCACCUAACAUCGCUACCAUGGCAGUACCGACUAGCAUAUAUCAGACUAGCACGGGGCAAUACAUUGCUAUAGCCCAAGGUGGAACAAUCCAGAUUUCUAACCCAGGAUCUGAUGGUGUUCAGGGACUGCAGGCAUUAACAAUGACAAAUUCAGGAGCUCCUCCGCCAGGUGCUACAAUUGUACAGUAUGCAGCACAGUCAGCUGAUGGCACACAGCAGUUCUUUGUCCCAGGCAGCCAGGUUGUUGUUCAAGAUGAGGAAACUGAACUUGCCCCAAGUCACAUGGCUGCCGCCACUGGUGACAUGCCGACUUACCAGAUCCGAGCUCCUACUACUGCUUUGCCACAGGGAGUAGUGAUGGCUGCCUCACCAGGAAGCUUGCACAGUCCCCAGCAACUAGCUGAAGAAGCAACACGCAAAAGAGAGCUGAGGCUAAUGAAAAACAGGGAAGCUGCUAAAGAAUGUCGACGUCGAAAGAAAGAAUAUGUAAAAUGUCUGGAGAGUCGAGUUGCAGUGCUGGAAGUUCAGAACAAGAAGCUCAUAGAGGAACUUGAAACUUUGAAAGACAUUUGCUCUCCUAAACCAGAUUAGUAGAAAUAUUUAACUAUGAACUGAUUACAACAUGUACAGUUGCUUUUGAAGGCAAUACAAUAUAUAGCCAGCAAGAAUUAUGGCUUUUUUCCUUUGUAUCAUUCAUCGUAUUCUCUAACCUCUGACAUUCCUAAAAUGCUUCACUGUACGUAGUUAACUCUUAGCUGUAACUUCAAUUUUUUUUUUUAAAGAGACAAGCUGUAAAAAAAAAAAAAAAAGAAAAUGUAUGUAACAGAUUCUUAAAAUGCAAUAUUUGUAAGACUUAUUCCAAUGCCACAUAUUUGCAGUUCCCAACCUCUGUCAUGAAUAGUGUCCUAUGCAAUAAAAUUUUUUGCAGGUCUUUAAAAAUCAUUUUAGGAAAAGGAUGAUCAAAGAUAAUGCAUCCAGCAGUACAAUAAAAGCAAACCACAAAAAAAUACCUCAGGAAAGAAUUGAAGGAAAGAAAGAAUCAAAAGAAUCUAAUGACAUGCCUAUAUGGAAAUAAGAGCCUAUAAAUGAAUUUAUGGCAUUUACAGAUUUUUAUAUUAGUUGCUUUGUAAAGAAAGUAUUGUAUUGCUGUCCUUGAAUGGCAUAGUUGAAGAGAGUUUUUAAUAGAACCAUGCUGGUUACACUUUGUAGUGUUUGGUGCUCAUUUAACUAUCUGAACUUUUACUACAGUUUUUACUCUAUUGUGUAAUAUAAAAGAUCUUGCGUAAGUUCUUAGUGUCUGUUUGAAUGAAUGAACCUCAUGAAAGUUACAACAAAUUUUUAAUAUAUCUGGAAUGUGUUAAAAGUAAAAGUUAAUAUUGUAUUUGCAAACCUUCAAGGACACACGAGCCAAUUUCUACACCAGGUUUUGCUCUCUGCAGAUGCUCUUUCUGCCAUCUUGUAGGAAGGAUGGCCCCAGAGCUGUUUCAUAGAAGAGCAGCUACAGAGACUCAGGUCAUGUGAUGAUGGACAAAGCCUUUCUGCAGAUAGGCCCUUACUUUGAGUUUUAGCUAAUGGCCAUAGUAGUUUUAAAGUAAAGACAAAAACAACCCAAGAUUUUAUUUUCCAUUUCAAAACAGCUUGAAGUCUGUAUCAGAUUAAGGAUUUUUAUGACAACACA
Molecule: messenger RNA, 2332 nt
Organism: Mustela erminea (ermine)
Lineage: Eukaryota; Metazoa; Chordata; Mammalia; Carnivora; Mustelidae
Gene: CREM
Product: cAMP responsive element modulator
Exons: 10
Coding region: 163-1245 (360 amino acids)
Biological process (GO): regulation of transcription by RNA polymerase II
Cellular component (GO): nucleus; ATF4-CREB1 transcription factor complex
Molecular function (GO): DNA-binding transcription factor activity, RNA polymerase II-specific; protein binding; RNA polymerase II cis-regulatory region sequence-specific DNA binding
Source: RefSeq, a predicted model, not a curated record